GAACACAUUGUUCCAAUAUCGAAACCAGUCAAUCAUAUACAAAAACACAAAAUUCUUUAUCGCGAAACAGAUUGCGGCAUAACACAUCUCAGUCAAGAUGUUGGCGGUGGGAAAAUGCGUCUUUUUCUUCGGAGCUUUGGCCACUGUUUUUGCUAUAACUAGUGCCAUGAGCUAUCCCCAUAAGCUAGACAUGCACGAUAGAUUCUCCGUGCACUGGUUUUACAAUGCAACCGAGAGCAAGUUUUAUUUCAAGGUCGUGGCUAAUACUACGGGCUGGGCUGGUUUUGCCAUGACUACAAACUACCAAAGCCCAGGCAUGAUCAACUACGACAUUGCUCUCGGCGGAAUGAGAGGCAACACAAGCUAUCUGAAUGACUACUGGUCGUCAAGUAAACAAAAGCCUGAGCUUGACACGAAACAGGACCUGACCUUGAUCAGCGCUGCCGAGUCUGGAGGGAAUACCACUCUGGAGUUCAGCCGACUGGCGGAUACGGGAGACACGGGCCGCGACGUUCAAAUCAAGAAUGAUACCGCGAUCUACAUGGCGUGGGCUGUCGGGCAAGAUGAUGCGAGCGACAGCACAACAUUCCUCAAACACGCCGACAAGGCUGGCGGUGGGAGAGGACACUGGAAGGUUGCAUAUAAUAUGAUGACGGGGCAAGUGAUCCCAGAAACCACCAAGGCAGCUGCUGCUGACAUGCGUGCGCCAGCGAUCUUGAUGGCAGUGACCGCUGUUCUUCAGAUAGUGUGGGUUGUUUUGGUUCACUGACUUGAAAAAACUGUUUACAGUCUUUAGACAGUCCAUACAAUUUACUUUUAAAAAAUGCAUUUGUUCAAUUAGUUAAGCUUCCCUUAAAAUAAUUCCCGUGUAGUAUAAAUAAAACAGUAGCUUUAGGUACGAAUAAAAAUACGUAUGUAAUUAAUAA
Molecule: messenger RNA, 926 nt
Organism: Nematostella vectensis (starlet sea anemone)
Lineage: Eukaryota; Metazoa; Cnidaria; Anthozoa; Actiniaria; Edwardsiidae
Product: DBH-like monooxygenase protein 1
Exons: 3
Coding region: 98-769 (223 amino acids)
Biological process (GO): dopamine catabolic process; octopamine biosynthetic process; norepinephrine biosynthetic process
Cellular component (GO): secretory granule membrane
Molecular function (GO): dopamine beta-monooxygenase activity
Source: RefSeq, a predicted model, not a curated record